AUGGAAAGAAUAAUGGUUACAAUUAAUGGUGAAGAGGACGAGGAUGCAUGGAUACGAGAUGUUGACAAUAGGUUGUCGAAUGAGCAACCGAUCAGCGAUGAUGUCCACAAGUUAAUGCAGCAACUGCGAGAGCAUGAGGCUUUCCUGGAGGAGGUUGUUAGUCACAAAGCACCAAUAGGUGAAGUGUUGGAUUCAGCCGAAGCUUACAUUAAUGUGACUAGUGAGCAUAUCACCCCACAACAAUGUACUUCAAUGCGGAAGUUAAUGCUGUCUGUCAGGACUGGUUAUGAUGUCGUCAUAUCCAGAUCAGAAGAUAGACUGAGGCAUCUCAGAGGAGCUCUCCAAGACAUUGAGAAACAGAAAGUUGCUACUGAACUACUACCAAAAUACCAGUUGCUGAUAAACAACUUAGAUCGCCUGCUUUCCUGGGUGACAAGUGCCACAGCACAUCUCAAAGGCUUGCCUCCCAUUGCCAAGACAACAGAUGAGUUGAAUUCACAGUUGGAGGAACAGCAGGCCUUCUUGGAAGAUGUAGCCAGUCACAAGGAGCCUAUCAGCAAAGCCCUUUAUAAGACUGAGGCAUUUAUCACAGAGUACAGCGAAGUACUGAAACCCGAACAGAGAGAAGCACUUCAUCUCCAGAGUAACGACUUGAAGACAGGUUAUGAAAACCUCAUUGAUAGAUCCGAAGAAAGACUGAGGAAAAUUCAAGAAGCUCUUCGUCAGUUGGAAAGGUCUGAAAGCCGUGGUGAGCUAUUGCAAGGAGAACUGGAUGCCCAGUAUAGACGUGUUGAAAGACUUCUACAAGAUCAGAUAGACUGGGCGACUGACAUGGAGAAGAAAGUGAAAGAUAUCCCUAAAUCACCAACUGAUCUUCAUGAUCUCAAAAUCCAUUUGGUUGUUGUAAAGGGUUUACAGUAUGAUAUCAUUGAGCAGAAAGGACCUGUCUCAGAAUCUAUUUCGAGAUGUGACGUAUUCUUGAAGAAGAAUAAGCCUAAGUUGAAGAAGCCACAACAGACUGCCCUUCCCAAGAAGAUGAACGACCUGAAGACAAGAUAUGAAAAACUUGGCGUGAAGCUUAAUUCUCUGGUGAAAACAACAGACGAUGAACUCAGUAAAGCCAAUAAGGCUAUCCUCAGAGAAGAAUUUGAAACUGUUUUGGAAGAUGUCACAAGUAAACUAAGAUGGGUUGAUGCAACUGAGGCUAAACUAGUUCAAGAAACAGUUACCCUAGAAACUGUAGAAAUCAUCACUGUUAGAAUAGAACAACAUAUGGUAAUCUAUGAAGAGAUCAAGCAGUACAGAGAAGUGGUAUUUGUGACUCUUCACAAUGCAACAACUUUCGAGCUGGCAAACAGAGAAAGACUUGAACCUGAACAGAGUACACAAAUCAUAGGUGCUACUGAUCGACUUCGGUCUGGAUUUGAUAGAGUUGUGUCAACUGCGGAAACGCGUCUUACAGACCUUAAAACUGCUGUUCAUGCACUACAGCAGAGACCGACUGAAAUACCUGAAACAUCUUCUUUAGAUACCGCUGAUAGAAACGAACUCCCAUUGUCUGAGAUGGAUAGACCUAGACGUGCGGAUGAGAAAGAAUAUACACCUGAAGAACCAAUGUCGUGGGAACCAGUGGAUGAGAAAUCAAUUACUGUUCAGAUGGAUGAUGCUAUAAAAGUCAUUCAAGUGGAGAAAGAACCAGUUCUCAAAAAGCCUCUCAAGGAGAUUCCAGCUGCCUUCCGUGAGGAUAAACCAGCUGAGGAUGUUCUGUUCACAGAACGUUUGGAUGAGAGACCUCCUCAGGUUGCACCAUUCGAUGAACAGCCAAUUAGCUAUCAGGUUGACGAGAUGUUGAGGGCUAUGCCUGCAGAAGAGGAACUUUUUAUAUCUGAAAAACCUGUUGAGGAGGAGCCUUUUGAUUAUGAAGUUGGUGAGCAAGUGAAAGAAGAACCUCUUGUAGAAGAGAGAGUUCGUCCAACUAAAGCUAAACCAACUUUCUUUAAACCUAGUAAGGAAGAAAAGAAGCCAGCCGAAGUUGUACCAAGAGACAAAAAACAAAAGGAAUUGACAAGAGUAGAGAAGCCAAAGGAGCCAACUAAAGUAGCGCCAAGUGAGAAGAAACCUAAAGAACCUUCUAAAGGUAUCCCAGGAGACAAGAAACCAGUUAAAAUUCCUGAAGAGAAGAAGACAACAGUGUAUUCAAAGGUUACAUCGAAAAUUGUUAAACCAAUAGAUUCAGAAAGAGAGAAACCUGUUGAAGAGAAACCAGAUCCCGGUAAAGUUAUCAAGGCAGGUCGAAAACCAUCUGAAACCAAGAGAGUUACUGUGGAACCUCCUAAGGCUAUGCAGAAAGAUAAGACUCCCACCAAAGCAGAAGUAAAGAAGGUGCCUCAAAGGGAAAGGUCACCAGCAGAGCCUAAGAAAAAGUCAAAGCCUGAGUCUCCAAAAAUUCCACCGAAGGUACCCACGAAACCAGUGAAAAAGGAACAAAUUAAACCCAAAGUUGUCACUGAAGAGCCAGUAAAAGUGGGGACAGUAAAAGAUGUACCUGGUGUACCUACUAAACCAGUGGAAAAAGAGCAAAUUAAGCCUAAAGAUGUCACUGAGGAGCCUGUAGAAGUGGAGACGGUAGAAGACAUACCUGGCGUUGUGGACCAGAAUACAGGGAAGGUGAUUCCAGUGACUGAGGCAUUCACCGUUGGUCUCAUUGAUAGAGAAACAGUAACAAAAAUGCUUACUGACCAGCUUGAUAGUGGUGGAAUCGUAGAUCCAGAUACUGGCAAAAAGCUGACGCCCGAUGAAGCUCAGAGACUUGGUGUAAUUGAACCAGAGAUUGCUGCAACACUUCAAGGCACUCAUCCAAUGGAGACUGUUGAUGAAACUUCUCCUGACAGGAAGAAACGACUUCCAGAAAUUGUUGAGGAUAUUGUGAGACCUGAGAAGUUACAGAGAGUUGAGGCUACUCCUCUUGGAACCCAUCCUGCAUAUGAUGAACUUGAAGGUGUCAGAGCAACAGAGGAUGAUAGAGAGAAGAAAAUGAUUGAGGAUGAAUUAAAAGAACACAGCUACAGUCUUGAGGAGUUACUCAAAUGGGUGUCAGCUGUAGAGCUAAGCCUUGGAUCUGAACAACCAUUGAAAGAAGAGCCUAGACAACUCAAUAAACAAGUUAAAUCAAACAAGGACAUUGCAGCUGAUGUUGAUGACCACAAGAAACCAGUGACUGAUGCCCUCAGUGGUGCUGAUAUAUUCCUUGCAACAUAUGGUGACAAAGUGGAUGAUGUCGAGGCUGAGAAACUCAGACGUGAUCACGCUGAUCUGACAAAGCGUUACGAGAAAGUGGCAGAUGAAACUGAUGAAAGAGACAGUAACCUUGACGAUUCAAAGAAGACACUAGACUUGUUCACUAAGAAGGUGUCAUCAUUUGAGACAUGGUUGGUUCCUUCAGAGAGGACACUGAAGAAAUUACAAGAUGGUGAAUUCAAAGACAUGAUCAUAGAGUUCCGAACAACUGUGCUACCCAGAAAGUCCAACAGAGAAUACAAAGAGGAGCCAGAACUAGAAACUGUGAAAAAUAAAAUGACUGAGAUUACAACACGAUAUGAGAAACUGACGGUAGAAUCCACCAAAUAUAUUGAGACACUUCAUGUUAUUAUCAUGAAACACACUACAUUAGAACCAACAACAGUUGGUGUGAAAUCAGUUGUGGAUGAUAGAGAAAAGAAACUCAUUAAGGAUGAAUUAAAGGAACAUAGCUACAAUCUUGAGAAGUUACUCAAAUGGGUGUCAGCUGUAGAGAUAAGCCUUGGAUCUGAACAACCAUUGAAAGAAGAGCCUAGACAACUCAAUAAACAGGUUAAAUCAAACAAG
Saccoglossus kowalevskii is the source of this 3864-nucleotide messenger RNA. It is a transcript of the gene dst, whose product is annotated as dystonin. Gene Ontology annotation, molecular function: microtubule binding; structural molecule activity; calcium ion binding. Gene Ontology annotation, biological process: intermediate filament cytoskeleton organization; wound healing. Gene Ontology annotation, cellular component: cytoskeleton; membrane; cytoplasm. The record is from RefSeq and is a predicted model, not a curated record. NCBI's taxonomy places the organism in Eukaryota, Metazoa, Hemichordata, Enteropneusta, Harrimaniidae.